GAAUAAUUGCAAUUUCAAAAAGCGAUUGGACGUUCGCGCGAUUGGAAUCCACUGCAGGCUUUGAGGGCGCGUAGCGCUCGUAGGGAUAUGAAGGCAGCAUUGCUUUGCCUGGUUGCUGCUGCUGUCUGCGUUGCAGCUGUGUUGGGCCAGAGCCAUCCUCUAACUGAUAUACCAGCUCCCCUGGAGGGACUUCAGACUGUCUUCUGGCUGCCAGAGUACCCAGAGAAGCAGUUCCCAGCUGGAGCCCUGGUGGAGGCUGUGGUCGGCGUGCACAACAAUGCCAAAGAGAGGGUGAAUGUGACUGCCAUCGUUGGCUCGCUCAACAAUGCCCAAGCCUUCCACCAGUUCUACCAGAACUUCACCUACCAGCCGCAAGUAGCUGUGGUGAGCCCUGGGGAGGAGGCGUCCCUGUCAUACUACUUCUCACCAGAUGAGAGCUUCCCUCCCAGGGAGUUCCAGGUGGCGCUGACGGUGUUCUACAACACCCCUGCCGGAAGCUUCGCGAGCACCUUCUUCAACGAGACCAUCGACAUUGUGGAGGUCCCCCCGCUCAUCGACGUCCAGGGCAUCUUCCUCCUCGCCGCCUUACUCGGCCUCCUCGCCGCCGCAGCGUACGGCGUGAAGUCUGCGCUGGAGUGGCAGGGCAUCCUGAAGCCGCGCAAGGGGUCCAGGAAGGUGGAGGUCAAGAAGAGGGUGGUCGUCGCCGGAGAGGAGAACGAGUGGCUCAAGGGCACCAACUUCAACCAGGGUACAAAGAAGGCCGCGAAGGGCAAGGCACCGGCCAAGGCAGCUCCAGAGGGAGCGGCAUUUCCAGCGGAUUCUGCAGCACCUGUGAUGAAGAAGACAAAGUGAGCGGGAGAGUGGCGCUGGAGAGACGGAGGCUUGGUGGAUGGACAUGGGAUGCAUGGGAUAUUUGGGAGGGGCCAGUUGAGGCUGUUGCAUGCAAAGGGGCCGCAAUUUUGUUCAGGGAUCCGCGGCAGUUGUGUGUGAUAUUGACCUGCCCAGCCAGCAAUACCUCUUGGCAAUGCAUGUGAGUAUUGUCUGAGGGACUGGGGACAAGUGGGAAUUGAGACCAUUGACUGUUGGGAGGGGCUGUCCUGAGAUUGUUGACUGUCUUACACCCUGCAGAGGACAUCAUUGGUUGGCUCACAAUCCUGCGCAUCCUCUGUGCUAGCCCUUGACGGCACAAUGUUGAUGAGUUGCAACUGUGUUUCUGAGCUACUUCAAAUACAAUUGGACAACCUGCAAAACAUUGGUGCAUCUGGAGGUGAUAUGCAUGGAUGCAACGCACCAACGCUUGUAAGAGGAAGCUCUGCA
This is a messenger RNA of Coccomyxa subellipsoidea C-169, 1317 nucleotides long. RefSeq lists its product as hypothetical. Bases 88 to 852 code for a protein of 254 amino acids. NCBI's taxonomy places the organism in Eukaryota, Viridiplantae, Chlorophyta, Trebouxiophyceae, Coccomyxaceae. Gene Ontology annotation, cellular component: endoplasmic reticulum; endoplasmic reticulum membrane. The record is from RefSeq and is a predicted model, not a curated record. The transcript is spliced from 7 exons.